AUGGCCCACCACCUUAGCAAGUUCGCCAAGGAAGAAGGGGACCAGAAGCCUUCUGGUUCUACCUUAGACCAGCGCCAGGAUAUCUCAACAUCUCCUCGUCGGUUGAAGCUUUACGGCGGCAGCAGAUGCCAGACCCCACAGAGUCCACACAGAAACAUCUUUGUCCCCCACAGCGACGCUGAAUUCAAUUUGAAACUCCUCAAUGGUCAAAUGCGCCUCAGUAUUGCCGACUGGAAGAGCGGAGUGCCCAAGUUCCUCAUGAAAAACCACGUUCUUGGUAAGCCAAAGGGUGGCCUCGAGGUUGGAUUUCACGAUGAAACCAUCAAUAUCGAGUUCCGAAUUCCGCCCGGUUUUCCCGAUGGCAUGAUUGGGUUCAUGACUAUCUUGCAAUACAUCUUUCUGGAGCCAGAAUGUCUGGGAAUACUGGAUAUCAAAAUUGGUAGCGAUCCUGUCAAGGCAGAGUCCCGCAAAGCCAAAGAGCAGAAGGGUAAAGUCGGUUGGUCCUCCCCAUGGGACAGCUCCGGCUGCCGAGUGAGUUGGAUCAAGGAGAAUGAAGAUUCCGUGAUGAAGUACAAAUUCUCCAAUAUCAACAAGAUUGGAGUUGAUGAAGAGAUGAUUGUGACGAUGGAUGAAUGCAACGAACUUUAUGGGAAGAUCGGUUCAGCUGAUCCGAAUACAUACGGCAAAUGGCUUGCCAUGCCAGCAAGAAUCUGGCUUCGGACACAGUGGUUCAUGCGCAAUGUCCAGGAUAUUGACAACGGUAUUUUCAGCAAGUUGACCAAGUCCACGGCACCUGUUGAAGAAAUGCAACCUACAUCUAAGCGUAAGGGCAAGAAGAAGAAAACGAAGAGCCGAAGGUCAUUGGGUCCUGCCAAUCCAAGCUCUACGCCUACAUCGGAUCAGAAACCCCCAACCAAUGCUCCAUCGAAUAUGCAAGCAGUCGCCAAAAGCACGCCCAGUCUCACUGUUCAAACCGCAAGUGUCUCAAUCGAUAUGAUCGAGAGCAAGCACAGCAUUGGUGCACACAAAGAGGGAGAAAAGCCUGAGCACGCGAAGAUAGCUUCUCAGAAUGGCCAAAUUGACAUGCGAAUGGGCUCGUCUGAUGAAGGAACCCCAACUGAGCAGCAUUCAGUACAAUGCAGUGGGCAAUCAUCGUCACCAGCCUACUUCCAUUCACCUACCUUGACCCCCGCACAUCCCGAGUCGCCAGCCGAUGCGACCCGAACUUGCAUCUCUCCCAUCAUCUCUCGAAACCCAAGCACGCCAUGUAGCUUUUCUACCGCCACCGAUAUCUGGCCACAAAGCAUCCCAGGCGAGAUUGAUACUGAGGAGAUGGAGGAAAUCGAAAUUGAGCUCGCAACACCCAUAGCAGGCGCUGAGGGCUACUCUUCUGGUCUUUUCGAGGGCCUUCAGAAGGUAGUCUCACCAACGAAGCAAAAGUCGCGCGCCCUUCCCACUCCAGCUACAGAAAAUGCCCAGCUGGCAACGGAAGAAGAUUGUGCUGGUGCAACUCAAUGUUCCGACGAACCCCUUGACGAGUCUAGUCGCAUCAGCGAGACCAAGCUAGCCAAGAACAAGAAAGACCGCAUACGGCGGAAGAAAAGGGCUGCAGCCACAUCAACACGCGGAUUUAUGGAGUGCUAUUCGACCACCUAUCCCGGAUUCUCGUUAGUACAUGGAUGGAAGACUAAUUCUUCGUCUUCGUCUGAGACUCUUGAAGAAGAAUCUCCCACACCCACACAGAAAGGCGAAGAUAGCAUCAACCUCACGGAAGGCCAAUGGAACGUCUUUGAGAUUCCUCUUCCCUGUUCGAGAGAGGGCUGUCCGAACCAGUGCAGCUUCAUGGAUGGAUCUACUGUCAUCUGUCCAGCAUGUGGUCCAUUCUCCCUGGUCCGCUACUGCGGCAAACAACAUCUGUGGGAAGACGUCCUGGAUCAUUGGAUCAGGUGCCGUUGCUAUCCUCUUCUUCACAAGUUUGGUAUCAGUUCUAUUCCAAAGGAAAUCUUCAUGGGACCACCAAUACUGCACAACUUUCAUCAAUGGGACAGACCUGAGCGUCAUCGCCAGGCCGUGUGGUUCUCUUCUGCUGCUAGUUAUGGGGACUACUUUGUCUUCAUGAACAACGACUAUCCCCCGAAUUCCGUGUAUCAAUCAGUCGGCUCCGAGGGACCCGUGUACCCAAUGGGGGCGAACGUCGCCUGUUGGUUUAAGGAGCCCCAAGAGAAAGAUCGAAUUCGUCGAGUUCUGGCAGUUUGCCUUUUCUUGGCACCCCAGCAUCCAGCCAUCGUCGGCUAUUUGUAUCGCCUAGUCCGGGACUGGUUCAUCAGCCAUGGCUGGCUCAGUGAAAGCGUGCACGGUGCGCUCGCUCGCCAGAUAGGACUCGAAACAGGACUUGAUCCAAAAUUGUUGAUUAAUUCGGAGCUUCACGCCUGCGAAGCAGAGUGGUACGGCAAAAAUCACCCUUGCUCCAACCCCCGUUGCGCCUCUGAUCCUCCUACCAUGUUUCCCUAUCCCGGGCUGAGUGGGUUCAAGGAGCUCUGCGAUAUUCUGGAGGGUAACUUCUGGUUAUUGCGAGCACACCGAACCACUCAUCCCGGGGUGGGGGACAUGGUGGAUCGGAUUCAGGGCGUUGGAUUCGAUCAGGCCCGAGUGUCGGGGCGGGUUUGGCCCCGCGGGGAGGGAUGGGAUGGUGUGGGGACGGGCCCUAUGUGGGUGGAAGAGGCGUGGCCUCUUUGGCCGAGGUUCGCCGCGAUCUAA
Messenger RNA from Penicillium olsonii, 2757 nucleotides. The record is from the annotation of a GenBank genome assembly. Lineage: Eukaryota; Fungi; Ascomycota; Eurotiomycetes; Eurotiales; Aspergillaceae.